Nicotiana attenuata is the source of this 429-nucleotide messenger RNA. RefSeq lists its product as uncharacterized. The record is from RefSeq and is a predicted model, not a curated record. Gene Ontology annotation, cellular component: nucleus. Gene Ontology annotation, biological process: chromatin remodeling. The coding region runs from base 1 to 429 and encodes 142 amino acids. The transcript has a single exon. Lineage: Eukaryota; Viridiplantae; Streptophyta; Magnoliopsida; Solanales; Solanaceae.
AUGACCAUCAAGUUAGUGGUCGGAGAGUAUACCAGAAAUGUUGUUAGCGCUUACGCGCCGCAAGCGGGCUUGGAUGAGGAGGUUAAAAGGCGCUUUUGGGAGGGAUUGGAUGAGAUUGUGCGUGGUAUUCCACCUGCUGAGAGUUUAUUAGGAGGGGAUUUCGAUGGUCAUAUCGGGUCGACUACUGGCGGCUAUGGCGAGGUGCAUGGAGGCUUCAAUUUUGGGGAUAGGAACGGAGGAGGUAUUUCGCCGUUGGAUUUCACUAAGGCUUUUGAGCUAGUGAUUGCGAACUCUAGUUUCAGAAGAGGGAGGAGCAUCUGGUUACUUUCCAAAGUGCGGCGACGAAGACGCAGAUUGAUUAUCUCCUCCUCAGGAGGUGUGGUAGAGGGCUGUACAGGGACUGCAAAGUUAUACCGGGUGAGACCCUAG